ACGAGAUGAGCAGCGCCGGAGCCGCUGCAAGAUGCUGGAUGGACACGUCCUGCUGGGAUGGCUCUUCUCCUGCGCGCUCCUAGGGCUGCUCGCCUGCACCCCGCGGCCCUCCGCCGCCUACUUCGGGCUGACGGGGAACGAACCCCUGACCAUCCUCCCUCUGACCUCGGAAAUGGAGGAAGCUGCCAUCAAAGCUCACUACAAAGUCUGUGACCGCCUGAAGCUGGAGAAGAAGCAGCGCAGGAUGUGCCGGCGGGACCCCGGCGUGGCCGAGACCCUGAUGGAAGCCAUCAGCAUGAGCGCGCUGGAGUGCCAGUACCAGUUCCGCUUCGAGCGCUGGAACUGCACCCUCGAGGGGCGCUACCGAGCCAGCUUGCUAAAGAGAGGUUUCAAGGAGACAGCCUUCCUGUACGCCAUCUCCUCGGCGGGGCUGACGCACGCCAUGGCCAAGGCGUGCAGCGCGGGGCGCAUGGAGCGCUGCACCUGCGACGAGGCCCCGGACCUGGAGAACCGCGAGGCCUGGCAGUGGGGCGGCUGCGGCGACAACCUCAAGUACAGCAACAAGUUCGUCAAGGAGUUCCUGGGGAGGAAGCCCAACAAGGACCUGCGAGCCAGGGUGGACUUCCACAAUAACCUCGUGGGCAUGAAGGUCAUCAAAGCUGGAGUGGAGACAACCUGCAAAUGCCACGGCGUGUCUGGAUCCUGCACUGUCAGAACGUGCUGGAGGCAGCUCUCUCCCUUCCACGAAAUCGGGAAGCAGCUGAAGCAGAAGUACGAGACCUCGCUCAAAGUGGGCAGCACCACCAACGAGGCCACGGGAGAAGGCGACAUCUCCCCGCCCAAGAAGUCCAUCCCUGGUCACAGUGAUCAGAUCCCAAGGACUACGGAUCUCGUCUACAUUGACGAUUCCCCCAGCUUCUGCAUGAUGAGCAGAUACUCCCCCGGGACUUCGGGCAGGAAAUGUUACAAGGACAAGAACUGCGACAGCAUCUGCUGCGGGCGAGGGCACAACACGCAGAGCCGCGUGGUCACCCGCCCCUGCCAGUGCCAGGUCCGCUGGUGCUGCUAUGUGGAAUGCAAGCAGUGCACCCAGAGAGAAGAGGUUUACACCUGCAAAGACUGACGGGUCUCGAUGGCAACCCUGGGUGACGGGCACUGGUGGUCUAUGAGAACUACACUAUGGAGACAAACAGGGUUUGAUCGACCUUCUGGGAUCUGGAAGCUAUGUUGAGACAUAAGCACUUUGUAGGGUACAGGUGACCCAGCUGUGUUGCUGUUUUGGGGCUUUUUGUUUGUUUGUUUUGUUUUGUUUUGUUUUGUUUUCCUGCAGACUGAAUUUUAAUGAGGUCCAACCAUGUGGAAAUAAGUGCCUGUCACACUGGGGUUAGACACCAGGUGACCUUCACCUUCGUCAUCUGCACAGUUCGACAGAUUGUAGAACUCUGGAACAUCUUUAUUGCUUCACCGAUCCUCCGUGAACUCCUGGGGCUAAUAUAUUCUCCUUCUCCACUACCUGACUCCUGAAAAUCACCCAACUGCUUAAAGAGAGCUGAGCAGAUGCAAAAGAAAGACCUUUCUGCUUUGAA
This is a messenger RNA of Dryobates pubescens (Downy woodpecker), 1586 nucleotides long. It is a transcript of the gene WNT9A, whose product is annotated as Wnt family member 9A. Gene Ontology annotation, biological process: neuron differentiation; canonical Wnt signaling pathway; multicellular organism development. The coding region runs from base 32 to 1123 and encodes 363 amino acids. Gene Ontology annotation, cellular component: extracellular region. Gene Ontology annotation, molecular function: cytokine activity; frizzled binding. The record is from RefSeq and is a predicted model, not a curated record. Lineage: Eukaryota; Metazoa; Chordata; Aves; Piciformes; Picidae. The transcript is spliced from 4 exons.